AUUUUCACCAAUCAAGCUUCAACUUUCGUUUUGAAGUUGCCAUAUGAGAUGUAAACAUUCCUUCUUUUAGUUGAGGUCGUCAUGUGAUCUAAUGACAUAUCACAGCUGAGGUGUAUAACAACACAACAGUGACAAGAUGGAUGGACAGUCAGGGAUCCGGGUAAAGGGGUUAGAUAAACAUUUGACAACUGAUAAGGACCUGAAGAUGUAUUUUAGAAAUCCAAAGAAUGGAGGUGGAGAUAUCCGCAAGAUUUACUACCCCCUCCUCGACAACGACGCUGUCAUUUUGUUUAAAAAUGAUGACAUUGUACAUAAUAUCCUGUCAAUACCCAAACAUUUGUUACACGGUACCUCUAUCAAGCUGAGUAGACUGCCUCCAAUGGUUUUCACAACAAUUGAAGCCAAGUUAGAACCAGAUAUUUCUUCGAUUGUUCUGGGUACUACUGAUAUCUAUGAUGAGCUUAAAUUUUAUGCUGAUGUGGAGAUCUGCUCUCAUGAAGAGGACAAUAGUUGCAGCCUGAAGGGUGACUGGUAUCAGAUUGAACGUGCCUGGCAGAUCAUACACCUGGCAAUGGGAUACCAGAAGAAGAUCCAGUAUCGCCUUCAACAGCAACUUAGCACAGAAAAUGGUGAUGACAAGUCACGGGCGCGCUAUCGUCCUCAGGGAAAAUCUACUGAUUUAGAAGACGACAGUGAUGAUUCUGAUGAAGGAACCCCCCGAAACGGAUCGUCAGUGCCACAUCCUUAUUCUGCUGGUAGGAAAAUGCAAGACUCCCAGUAUAGUGUUGUGGGAGCGAGCGUUACAGACAGCAUUAUAUCCUCGACACCGUUUGAGGAUGACAUCGCAGAGGAAGUUCGAGGAAUGGGGCAGAAAAAAUCAGCAGCAGCAACAAAAUCAUCAUCAGCAGCAAAUACUCCUUAUGUACAAGGCGACAGUGAAGAAAUGUACACAUCACAUAAGUACAACCAACGGAAGGUAGGCGAUAAGAGAGGUAAGAGUUUCAAGUCAAAGACAAAUGAGGAAAGCCACUCUAGUUACAGUUCAAAGUCAGACAAGGGACAUCACUCUGGUCAAAGGUCUGAGGGAGACAAGGGAGGUUACUCUAGUUACAGGUCGGAGGCAGACAGAGGUACUGGACACACUUCCCAUUCAGCACAUCGGCAUCUAGCAUCUCCGUCAGAUGAUUAUUCCAGAAACUAUUCUUCACUGCAAGGAACAACUUAUGAUCACCUAUUCCCAAGGGUAGAAAUAGUAUCUCCUUCCCACCAAACAGACACCAGAGCAACAGGUGAGGAAGUGGGAGGCAGAGGAAGUAAAACGUAUACAGUUCCAAGGCACCAGUCUAGAUCUUUGUUGGAUGAUGUACAAAUGAAUUCUGACGACUCGGAAACAGAAGUGAUGAGUAUAAGCUACCAAAAACACAGACAACAAGAUCAAAAUGACACUUUUAAGCACUUUUCUUCACAAAUCAGUGUUACAGAACAUUCAGAUUCUGUUGCAAAGAGCUCAUCGCGGAGAGGAAGCAAUGACUCUGACACCCGACUGAGGCAGGCUCACAAUUAUAACACUGUCAAUGGGACUGGUUCUCAUGCCAGAGAUACAAAUGACAUGUUGAAUAGUGCCAGAUCUCAAGGAACAGUCGAUGUGGAUAAUCGGUUCAGUAGCUUACCUGUCAUGUCAUCACAGCAUGAUGUUUACAAUGGUGCGACACCUGGUCACUCAAGUUCAAGGCUGUCUGAAUCAGACGAAUAUAAAAAGUCAUAUGGAGAAGGUUUUACAGCUUCCUCUACAGACUUGGACUUAGAGAAAGCGAUUUCUGCCUCGUUGAAGUCUAGCGGUCCUGUUGAGGAUUAUUCUGUUGUGGACUCUUAUGAGUUUUAUGUUGGGUACAUCAAAGUGGUAAUAUUCAGGGGCAACAUUACUGAGGUGAAAACCUCAGGCAUUGUUAAUGCAGCCAAUGGCUACCUCGCUCAUGGGGCAGGCAUAGCAGGAGCUAUCGCCAUGGCAGCAGGUCCCAGCAUGCAACAGGAAUGUGAAGAAUUGAAAAGAAAAUAUGGAGCCUUGGAGACUACAACAGUUGUACACACACAAGCUGGUGGCAGACUUAACCGUGAGGUGAACUAUAUCCUCCAUGCUGUGGGACCUAUCUGGAUCGAGGCUAUCAAAGGGAGGUGCACAUUUGAGCUGAUUCUCACAUACCUAAACUGCUUCCGAUAUGCUGAGAAAAUCUGGUUGGACUCCGUAUCAUUGCCUUGUAUAAGUGCAGGGAUUUUUGGCUGUCCGCUGGAUGUGUCCAUUCAGAGUUUUCUGGAUGGCCUGUUGAUAUUUCACAGUGAAAGUGGAGAAAGCUGCCAUUUACGGGAGGUCCAUCUAGUUAACAAUGAUCUUGAUGGAGUGGUCACUUCCAUUGUUCUCAUCAAGUCCCUGUUAGACAAUGGUCUUGACAGUGCAAUAGCUCAGUCACUUGAUCGUUAUGGGACUCUGUCCAAGACUCAUGGUGGGGCAAUCCGCAACACAAAAACAUUGAGACCAAGUUCUAGGCAGCUGUCAAAGGAUGAUGAUAUUAUCGGGGCUAGAAGUAGUUCAGAUGCAAAACGGCUUCCUGCAAGAAGAUCAAGCUCCCUCCAGAGGACAGAUCGCAAAUCGUCUGGUUUUUCUAGCUCAGGAUCUACUAGUGGUCGCAGCGUGAUAGGGGCAAGUAACUCAUCUGCAUUUAAAAGUAUUGCUAGUGACAGAGUUACAGAGCCAAGCUCACGUCAGUCUUUGAGGGAUAAAACUUCAGUAAGAGGCAGAAGUGAGGAAAGACCAUUGUCUUCACGAUCACGAGAGCCAGUUACAUCCAGUGGGAAGUACGAGUCUCCAAGGAGUGGAAGUUCAGUAAGUUCAAGAUCAAAGGCACUUGGCAGUGAUUCUUCGGAAAUUCGCCCAAGGUCAAGUAGCGGUAGCAAGAAGAAGGUCAGUGAACAAAUACUGGCUUCUCAAGGUAGCUCCGCAGCCUUGUCAAGUCCUCGUGGCAUGGGCUCGUCCAGAGCUCCUCCACAGAUGAAACAGGCUUUGGUUGGCACGUCAAAUGGAGCAAGGCUAAAACAGACGAGUCUCAGGACUGGGAAGGCCACACCAGUCAAGGCCACAACAUUACGACAAGACAGCAGUACGAAGUUUAGGGAGAGUGAGAGAGGGACAGGUUCCAGGGUAUACAAAGCAGGCACUAGAGAGUACAACAGGGGUGCGUAUUUGGACGGCUCACAAAGUCUGCCGAUGGGUAUUGAUUCUCCUCACUACUCGUCCUCACGGCUGAGAGGGAACAGUCCGCGGAGGUACACAGAUCAUAAAUACUGAGGUUGUAUUACAGUAUCUCUUCAUAGAAAGCAGUUUCCACAUGCCAGCUUUAUAUAUAAAUUUACCUGUUUAAGAUUUUCAAGUAGUGCUUGUAGGUUUUUUUCACAUAAUUUUAGAUUUGACAUAACAAUUUAUUUAAAUUUGACUAUUUUCAUUGUUCAGUUUUUAUUUUAUUUUCUGCAGGUAUAUAUUUUGUCAUUUUAUAUUUAUGAAAUUGUGCCAUAUAUUAUACUACACAGAUAUGAUGAUUCUAUUAAACUAUUUUGCACAAGUCACUAAUUUUAGAUUAUUAGAAGAUUUAACACAUGAUGAAAAUAAUCUGUGAUUUUACCAAGUAACAAUACAUCAUACUACAUGUAUCAGAGUAUCAGUGCUACCCAAACUGUGGAUAACAUAAGCAAUACCGUAGAGUGCUUGACUGAAAAUAGUUUCGUUAAUUGUUUUGUUUUUUUGGAUAACUCUCCUUUCACACAGAAUCUCAGUAAAAUCUGAACUCAAUGUUAUAUUGACCCGGGACGUUUUGCCUGUCGAUAUAAAGCACAUACUAUUCGAUUCAGUGUGUAUACUCUCUCUAUCGAUAGGCGGGACAUCCUUAAUUCCCAGUUAGAGGAACAUAAAAAACAUACAAUUUUGUCACAUAAUGACAUUGUUGUACCGUUAAAAAAUACAAAUCGCUCGCUCAGUAUUCGCUUAACAAAGGGAGCAGUUGGUCCUGAAAUGUUACGACAUGUUUAACACGUACAUUGUUUGUGUAGAAAGUAAAACUUUGAUAUUACAUAUUUCCAAAUUGAUGAAUCUUAUGGAAGAUAUGAACACACGUCAUCAAGAAUACACUAAGAUGGCACACAGACUCUACUUGGUAUCAGACAUCUGAAGUCAGCGGUUUCUUCAAGAGAUUUCUCAAUGAUUUAACAUUGCGACCGAUUUUCUCAUCUUUAGGAUGGUUACUUACAAGUGGGAUUCUCAACUUUUUUUUUUUUAAAUUGGAUAGUUAGUCUAAAUAUUUUAUUUUAAGGUGUAUGAUAUUUAUGAUAGACUUACAUAGAAUUUAGUCUCUUGUAAUCAUCUUAUAUAGGUAUAGAUCUAAUGUUAUUUGGGAUAGAUCAGACUUACAUAGAAUUUAGUCUCUGGUAAUCAUCAUAUAUAGGUAUAGAUCUAAUGUUAUUUGUGAUAGAUCAGACUUACAUAGAAUUUAGUCUCUGGUAAUCAUCAUAUAUAGGUAUAGAUCUAAUGUUAUUUGUGAUAGAUCAGACUUACAUAGAAUUUAGUCUCUGGUAAUCAUCAUAUAUAGGUAUAGAUCUAAUGUUAUUUGUGAUAGAUCAGACUUACAUAGAAUUUAGUCUCUGGUAAUCAUCAUAUAUAGGUAUAGAUCUAAUGUUAUUUGUGAUAGAUCAGACUUACAUAGAAUUUAGUCUCUGGUAAUCAUCAUAUAUAGGUAUAGAUCUAAUGUUAUUUGUGAUAGAUCAGACUUACAUAGAAUUUAGUCUCUGGUAAUCAUCAUAUAUAGGUAUAGAUCUAAUGUUAUUUGUGAUAGAUCUAUGAAAAUUUUCUGAAAUGGUUUGAUCAUCAUCCAUGUAGUAUUUUUCGCACACUGACUAUGAAAGUAACGGAUUUUGUUUGCUUUCUAACUUAAACAUAUUAUAAAUAUAUGUGAUUGUUUUAUUUCAUUUAUAUCAUGAAAUAACUUGAAACUAACAAGAACAGUAUAUAACACAUCAAACGGUAGAGCACCAUUCAGCAUUGUUUUGGUAUGUGUAUUUUUUAGUUCUCUAGAUAAUAAUUGGUUAUAUUUUUAUGAUGUUACGGAUCUAGAACUCAUAAGGUUUGAUUUGUUUAUAUUUUCACAUCAUGACCAUAAUUUUUAUAACCCGUAAAUGUUAUACAAAUGCAAAUAUUAGAAUAUCAGAUGAUACAUGCCCUUUAUGCCCUUUGCUAUUCCCUCAUUUUUUAUACAAAUGCAAGUAUUAGGACAUCAGAUGAUACAGGCCCUUUAUGCCCUUUGUAUAUUCACUCACAAAACUUGUACUUAUACGUGUACAUUGUAUUGGUUGCUUCUGUUUACAGUUUUUACUUUUUGAAUGCAUUGUAAGUUGACUUUGACCAACAUCAGUGAACCUAAAUGUGAGUAAGUGUAUUUCAUAGUACAAUCAAGGGUUUAACUCUGGAAAAAAAAAAUCAAAUUUAAAUUUUAAUAUUUUUGAAAAUAUACAAGAUGACACAAUUUGCUUCAUCUUCUUAAGCUAAUGCACCAUUGAGUAAUUUGGCCGCAGAGUAAGUUAAAAGGAGGCUGUCGUCAAUCUCAUUACAGCAUGGUCUUGCCAAGGCCAAACUUAACAAAGGUAUGGUUUGGGUCCUUCUGCUGAAGACUGCCUUUUAAAGGACAAAGAAUAACACCCUAUCCUUGCUACAGGUGUUAUAACUAACUGACAUAACAAUAUACAUGAUGUAUGACAUAUCAGCUGAGAUGUAUAUGUUACUAACUAUAUAUUUUAUAAUGCACUCUAGUUUAUCCGUAUGCCAAUUUAAUUUUUUAAAUGCUUAAAUGGCAGAUUAUUUCAAAUUAUAUAAUAUUUUCAGUUUUCAUAGUUAUGAUCACCAGGUUUUGAAGUCGACAUGCAUACAGCUUAGAGAUGUGUUUAAUGUCUGUGAAUAUAUUUAUAUUUGAUGUGGACAAUUUUCCGUGAUUAAUUUGUAUACUGUUAAGAAGUAUACUACUUUGUGUAUAAAGUAUAUAGGUAUGACUCCUAUCUGUAGAUAUGUAUGUAGAAAGUGUAGACAUUUGGACACACAGAUACAGGUAAACACAUGUGUCACUUACAUAAAGGUAUCUUUAGGUAAGAUCCAUAACUCUGGAAUACAGGUAUGUUCAGAUAAACACCUGCAAUUCUGACAUAUAGAUACAGGUAAACACAUGUGUCAUUAACAUAAAGGUAUCUUUAGGUAACAUCCAUAACUCUGGAAUACAGGUAUGUUCAGGUAAGUACUUGUGAUUUUACAGUUAAAGAUAAGCAUGAGAAUAUUUGAGUUGGUUUAACACAUACUUUAAGUAAUUUAAUUAUCUCAUUGUCCACAAACCACAAUGGUAAAAGAUUGUGUGAUGUCUGGUUUAUGGGGUACCAGGUAUUUUAGAUUAUUAGUAUGCAUGCUUUAUUGGGUAAUUUGAAUACAUGAUCCUGUAUAUUGAUUUUUAAAUUUGCAAAGGUUUCAAUUCAAACAUAUUUUAUUGACGCUGAAUAGUCGAAGGGAUUGGGCAAAAUUCUUACAACUUACUAGGCCCUCUCCGGUUACUGCAAAGAAUUUAAAUGAGUUUGAAUAGUGUACAUAUUUAAAGUGCCUUAAAGAUAAUUGUUUUUGAGAUAUUAUUUCUGAAUGUGAUUGUUUUGUACACACCAAGUUGUAUAUAUGAUAUGUUUUACAAUAAGUAUGUAUAUAUUCUGAACAUUUACAUGUUGGACAUUUUUAAAUGUAAAAAUAUUUGUCUUUAUCAACAGAUAAAUGUUUGGGUUUUGUUAUUGAUUUGAAAGGAUGUAAUUAUAGAUUAGUUUUUAAUAUUUGUUGUAUAAAAUGUAGAGCAAUUUUGACAUUGAAAAUUAGAUUAUAAAGACAGUGUAGUAUGUCUGUAGUAAAAUUAAUCAUAGAUAAUGUUAUUACAUUACAAUGGAAUCUUGUUAGUUAGGACACUGAAAGACUGCAGAGAGGUAAUUACAAAGUAUUAAAUUAUUAUUUGGAACAGGGGUGCAUGUACUCCUGAUCGUUCAGACUAACUUUGUUCGUUUGUGGUGUAUUCCAGAACCUCCACCUUUCCUUACCUGUCACUCACUACACAGACGAGUCAGUUACUCACUUAGUCUAUACAAGUGAGUCAGUCACUCACUACACAUUUGAGUCCAUCAUUCACUACACAGCUGAGUCAGUCAGUCAGUCACUAAACAGCUGAGUCUGUCACUCACUACACAGUUGAGGCACUCACUCACUACACAUUCAAGUCCAUCACUCACUACACAGGUGAGUCUGUCACUCACUACACAGGUGAGGUACUCACACACUACACAGAUGAGUCUGUCACUCACUACACAGGUGAGUGUCACUUACUACACAGGUGAGUCAGUCACUUACUACACAGGUGAGUCUGUCACUCACUACACAGGUGAGUCUGUCAGUCACUAAACAGCUGAGUCCGUCACUCACUACACAGUUGAGGCACUCACUCACUACACAUUCAAGUCCAUCACUCACUACACAGGUGAGUCAGUCACUCACUACACAGGUGAGGCACUCAUGCACUACUCAUUUAAGUCAAUCAUUCACUUCACAGGUGAGUAAGACACUCAAUAUACAGGUGAGUCACUCGCUAGCUAUGACAUACAAUGUACCUGUACAGGUGAAUGAGUUGAUAUUCUCACAUGUUUCUGUUGAUUGAUGCAUAUUUAUUGGUUUAGAUAUAAUUUUGAUAAUUCACUGAAUCUGUUGUCUGUUAUGUACUGUGACCUCCAACUCUUAUUGAUGCCGUCCACGCCUCUUAUUUUUUGCAUUUUAAAGCCUUCAAUGAAAUUAGUUUCUGGUUUUACACCUUUGAGUGAUUAAUGACUAACAUAAGUAAAGGAAAAUUUGUGAUGAAAAUGUUAACACUAUAUUAGAAAAACCCACCUACCCCUGAUAUCACUAUAAGUAAAGCCUAGCUAUUACUAUAAUAGUGAUGUAGUUGCGUAAUUUAUUAAUUACAUUGAUCAUACAGUAUGGGACCAAUAUAGUUGUACUUCAAUCAGAUAGUUGUUUUGUUGCUAUGGUAACUAUAUAGAAGGUUAUAUUUUCUUCAUCCUUGAACAGGAUACCAACUCUAAAAACGGUGAGAACUCUGUAAAACAUUUACCUCAUGUACAUCUCCAUUAGGAAUUGGAAUACACCUCAUAUUCCUCCAGAAUUGGUUUAAAAGCAAAGUAUUUCUUAUAGAUGAGAAUGGUGUAACUUGAAUGUGUAAAAGCUCCAAUUGAAGGGGUGGGGAUGAGUGUUGGGAUGAUGGGGGUGGGGAUGAGUGUUGGGAUGAUGGGGGGGGGGAUGAGUGUUGGGAUGAUGGGGGUGGGGAUUUGUUUUGAAGGAUUCUAGGGGGGAAAUAAACAGGUGUUAAUUUGACCAUUUACAUCAACUCAUAAAAUAGGGGAUUAGUGACAGUAGUUGUUUCACACUGUGAAAGAUACUGUAAAACAUAUAGUCUAAAGAAAUUGUUUAAUCUUUAUGUUAUUUAGUAAUAUACAGCUUAGAAAAAUGUCAAAUACUAUAUUCAAUGUAAUAUUGUGUAGGUGAGGGAGAUUUUUGCUAUUUUAGAGCUCACAUAACUAAAUCAUUGCUUGAAUUGUUGUAUUCAUAUUGUUAAGAAUAUUCUAUAUGUCAUCCGGAUACAAGUAUAUCUCUCACAGACGUACGGUAUAUGUUUUUUCCACACUAUCUAUUUUAUCUGAUUUUCUUUCUUUGUUUAGUUGUUCUCAUAGCAUCUCAUCAGAAAUUAAAAAUUUAACCAUAGCUUUUUGUCGGAUGUUUUUUUUUUUUUUACAGAAAAUUAUAAAAUGUUACUGAAGUACGGUAACCAUUUUUUUUUUUUUGUAACUUUUUUUCAGAAGAUUUGGAUUAUGUUCGUUUUAGAGUAUUUGGGAAGUUAAACACUCUUUAAUUUGCAUGGAAAAGUAUCAUGAAAUAUGAGGAUUGACAGAAAAUACAAUACUGUACUGUUACCAUCCCCCUGAGGAACUAAUACAGUGAAAACGUUACUGCAAAAUGUAACAUAUUCUUUUGUCAAUUUAAUCAUUCCCCCCUGAAAUUUCAUAAUGGACCAUUCCAACCUUUGAAUUGGA
Messenger RNA from Mizuhopecten yessoensis (Yesso scallop), 9186 nucleotides. RefSeq lists its product as uncharacterized. The record is from RefSeq and is a predicted model, not a curated record. NCBI's taxonomy places the organism in Eukaryota, Metazoa, Mollusca, Bivalvia, Pectinida, Pectinidae. The transcript is spliced from 6 exons. Bases 137 to 3340 code for a protein of 1067 amino acids.